Molecule: messenger RNA, 6986 nt
Organism: Podarcis muralis (Common wall lizard)
Lineage: Eukaryota; Metazoa; Chordata; Lepidosauria; Squamata; Lacertidae
Gene: RBM15
Product: RNA binding motif protein 15
Molecular function (GO): RNA binding
Source: RefSeq, a predicted model, not a curated record
GGCGGAGUUGCCGUGUGCAGGAGGGUUCCAAGAUGGCGGCGGGUGCGUGAGGCGCGAUACUCGGCGCGCGAUUCCCUCUUGCUGGCGCUCGCCGCCAUGAAGGGCAAGGAGCGUUCUCCUGCCAAGGCCAAACGGUCCCGGGGCGGCGAGGACUCCUCUUCGGCGCGGAGCGAGCGGAGCAGCAAGAAGCCGAGCAACGGCGGCGGGAAGUCGGCGAGCGGCGGCUCUGGCGAGGGUGGCGGCGGCAGCAGUCGGCGGAGCCUUCACUUGGAAAAGGCCAGCCGGGCCAGCAGCCGCGAGUAUGACUCCGCCACGGUGGGCAGCUCCGGGGGCGGCGGGAGCAGCAGCCGCCACGGCUACAGCAACAGCAGUAGCAGCAGCAAGAACGCGGAGUCGUCCUCGCGGGGCAGCCGCGGCGGCGGCGGCGAUUCCCGGGCGCCCCCCUCCGACUCCGGCAGCAGCAGUGAGUACAAGACGCUGAAGAUCAGCGAGCUGGGCUCUGCGCUGAGCGACGAGGCGAUCGAGGACGGGCUCUUCCACGAGUUCAAGCGCUUCGGGGACGUAAGUGUCAAAAUCAGCCGCCUGCCGCCCGGCACCGGCGCUGGCGACGAGCGGGUGGCCUUCGUCAAUUUCCGGCGCCCCGAGGACGCCCGGGCUGCCAAGCAUGCUCGCGGCCGCCUGGUUCUCUACGACCGGCCGCUGAAGAUCGAGGCUGUCUACGUCGGGAGCAGCAGCGGAGGGGGGAGCGGCCGGCGUCGCGCCAGCCGAUCUCCUGCCCUUUUGGACAAGGAAUCUCCCUACGGAGCCGCAGCGGUGGGUGUAGCAGGUGCGGCACCUGCAGCCAUCAGGCACCCCUCCACUGGGGCUACUCAGAGGGCGCUUUCUCCUGCUGGUGGAGGAGCUGGCUUGGGAUACAGAGACUUCAGGCUGCAGCAGCUUGCCCUGGGCCGCCUUCCUCCGCCACCGCCACCUCUGCCUAGGGAGUUGGAAAGAGAACGAGAUUAUGGGGGCUUCUAUGACCGCGUGAGGCCCGCUUACAGUCUGGAUCGAGUUGCCGGGGUGGCGGCAGCUGCAUUUCGUGGGGUUGGUGGCACUGGAACAGCCAGUGAGGAAGAGAUUAGCCCCGAAGAUGACCAGAGAGCCAAUCGUACCCUAUUCCUCGGCAAUCUGGACAUAUCAGUGACUGAAUCGGAUCUACGCCGAGGUUUUGACCGCUUUGGGGUAAUCACUGAGGUGGACAUCAAGAGGCCAUCCCGAGGUCAAACUAGUACCUAUGGAUUUCUCAAGUUUGAAAACUUGGACAUGGCCCACCGGGCUAAACUUGCUAUGUCCGGUAAAGUGUUGCUGCGUAACCCUAUCAAAAUUGGCUAUGGUAAGGCCACCCCAACCACACGACUUUGGGUGGGUGGUCUGGGGCCUUGGGUACCAUUGGCUGCUCUUGCCAGGGAGUUUGACCGUUUUGGCACUAUUCGCACCAUUGACUAUCGUAAAGGUGACUCAUGGGCUUACAUCCAGUAUGAGAGCUUGGAUGCUGCACAAGCUGCUUGUAGCCACAUGCGUGGUUUUCCUUUGGGUGGGCCAGACCGCCGUCUCCGCGUGGACUUUGCUGACACUGAGCAUCGUUAUCAGCAACCUUAUUUGCAGACAUUGCCACUUCCACCCCCUCCUCACUAUGAUCUGGUAGCAGAGACAUCUGCCUUUGGGGCACAUCGUGGAGCCCCAUCGGAUCCACUCCGAGGUGCUCGGGAUAGGACUCCACCCCUAGUGUAUGGCGAUCGUGACAGAGAUCUCUAUCCUGAGACAGAGUGGGUGCCUCCCCCACCUCCAGUUCGGGACAGGGGGAGCAGAGCAACUGUUUAUGAUACACUAGAAAGUUUGGAACGCCGACGAGAUGGUUGGUCUCUAGAAAGAACUCGUGGGGAAAGGGAGUUAGUCAUAAGCAGUAGGGAUCUACCCAGGAAGCGAAGGCUAGUGGAAGAUGGGCGGCAUUUGGACCGUUCGCCGGACAGUGAACGAUCAUCUUCAUCUCGCAAGCGUCACUGUCCUGCUGCAGCCUCUCCACAAGAUCGUAGUCCUGAGCCAAGUCUGGGCAGAGACCGCUAUAGUAGCGAUGCAGAACGACCAACCUCUCGUUUGCUGUUGCUGGAGCGCCCUUCACCCAUCCGAGAGCCACGCAGGGGUAGCUUGGAGCGAAGCCAGAGUGAGAAGCGUGACCGCAAAAGCUCUGAGAGGGAAAGAAAGCAUCGCACACUUACCACUGCUACCACCCAAGAAUGCAAGAGUCCAGCUAAAAAGGAUGAACAUGCAUCCGAAGGCAGCAGUGGUGGAGGAUCUCGGCUGAAACCUCCACCUCAAAAGCAACAGCAGCAGGAUGGAACCUCAAAGUCUGGGUCAUCCCCCAAACUGUGCCUGGCCUGGCAAGGAAUGCUUCUAUUGAAGAACAGCAACUUUCCGUCUAACAUGCACCUACUUCAAGGGGAUCUGAGUGUGGCCAGCAGUCUCCUGGUGGAAGGAGCAACUGGUGGCAAAGUGGCCCAGCUAAAGAUCACACAGCGCCUCCGUUUGGACCAGCCCAAGCUGGAUGAAGUUACCCGUCGUAUCAAAGUGGCAGGGCCCAAUGGAUAUGCUAUUCUUCUGGCUGUGCCUGGUACCACAGACAACCGUGCCUCAUCUGGUGAAGCUAACACCACCUCUACACAGCGGCCGCUCAGAAACCUGGUGUCCUAUCUUAAACAAAAACAGGCAGCUGGGGUGAUAAGCCUCCCAGUAGGGGGCAAUAAAGACAAAGAAAACAGCGGGGUCUUGCAUGCUUUCCCACCCUGUGAUUUUUCUCAGCAGUUCCUGGAUUCUACAGCCAAGGCCCUGGCUAAAUCAGAGGAUGACUAUUUGGUCAUGAUCAUUGUCCGUGGUGCAUCUUAAAGCCCUAAUACUUUCUAUGCUCUCUCCUGCUGCUUCACACAGCCCCCCUCCCCUCUGUUCCAGUGUCUGCCAGGUGCUAUGCGAUAAGCCUUAGCCACUUCCCCAAGUAUAAUUUUUAAUUAGAUAUGUAGUUAAUCUUACCUCCCCUCAGUUUUCUAUAAACUCUCUAGAAGGCAGACUUGUUAGCUGUUCUUUAGUAUGGCUAGGCUACCAUGACUGUCUUGCUGAUGUGCAGGUAGCAGGAAUGGAAGGUCUGCUUCAACUAAAAUAUGAAUCCCAGAACAAGCAUAUUUCUUUCUCCCUUCCCCCCUUUUAAAAAAAAUACCCUUUAACUUCUUGUCCUCUUUCAUUUCAUAACUUUAAAGUAGACAUAAAAACUUCCCUACAUUUACAAAUCUAAAUGGCCAGAUUUAAAGCAUUUGUGGCUCAUACAGAAUCACAUGCCUAAAGCAAAUGCCCAUUGUGAGCCCUAUGGUUAAGUGAAGGCCUUGGGCUUGUAGCCUUGAAAUCAAAAUAAUCCCUCCAUCAAGAACCUGAAAAUAACAUCUGAGUUUGAAUUGAUUCAGGAUUGACUUCCCCAAGGCAGAUGAUACUUUAUCUUUUGUGGUACACUAGACUUCUUUCACUGGGUUUUAGUUUUGUUGCCAAGUUCAUAGAAGUGCAUGCCCACAAAGAAUGUGUACACAGGUGUACUUUUGAAUCUCUUAUUCAUUUUGGGUUGUAGUUGUGAUACAUGAUAAAGAACCAAGAGCAUUGCUAUAAUCCAUGAACAUCUUGCGCUUCAGUAUGUAAGAAGCAGGUGCUUUUAAGACAACUGUGAUUACUUGCAUUUUUGUUAUUGCCCUUUGCUAAUUGUGGUAGGGACAGUGAAUUCCAAAAUGUAACUUGGAAAUAUAAUUUUCUGAGAUGGCACUUAACUUUUGUAAAAAGUUCUGCCACAUAACCAUUUCAAUAUCAUUUUAUAGCCAUGAAAAUAGAAGUGAAUGCUACCUGGUAGUUACUUUCAGGUAAAAAAUGGGCAUUAUGCAAGGUUUUAUAGUCUGGAUUGCACUGUUUUAAUCUUGACAUUUUUGCAGUCUUGUAUUUCCAAGUGUUGGGGAAGCAGUUCAGUUUAUUCAAAGAACAUAAUUUGUUUUUUUUGGGAAAUGAGGAUUUUUAAACUCCACAGAAACAUCCUGAUAUAGAUAGGGGGGGAAGUAGUUCAGACAUGUGGCUUCAUUUUUCUAAUCUUUUCAUUCAAACAUUUUAUUAACCCUCUAAGGCAUUGUACCAGCCUCUGAGUAAAGAAGAGUGCUGUUUUCCACUUGGUGUAAAAUGGUUUUGCCCAGGUAUAAAGAUUUACAUUAUUUGAAAUGUGGCUUGGUGAAAGCAACACGUUGCUCAUUGUAAGCUUAAAUUGAGAAGCAUGUUAAAGUCACUUUUUAGAUUUCUGAAAUCAGUCAAUCCUUUCACUUUUUCAGAAAAACAGCUUUAGCACCCUAAAACCCAUUGAUGAGCAAUUGCAAGUUUCAAAUAACCACCAGCACACACUGAAAAUGUCUGCUGUCCUGUAAUAAAGGAAGAAAACUUUGAACUGUGGGCUGAAGAGCCCUUCAAUGUGCAUGCAAAAUCUAGCCACUUUCCUUACUAUUAAUGAGAAUUCUGUAGGGAGUUGUUUUCAUAUAUUCUCUGCUUCCAGAUGAAGUCUCAGUAAGAUAGGCCUAUGUUGCCAGUUAGUGCAUAACAUGACUGUUGCUGAGUUAUCCAUGUUAUUGCACUUGUCAAGCACUGGUGGCAUAUAGAGUGGAUUCUCUUACGGUUUUUGUAACAGAGCUUGAUCUCUAUGUUAGACUUCUGAGUCAUUUAUGGAAGGCCACCUAUGUAACCCUUCAAAACCUUUAUACUUGUGAACAAUAGUACCCAUUCUCCAAUAUGCAGUGCUCUUUUAAGAAAAGCCCUACAGAACUUGAAUUUGCAAAAAAAUUGUAUGAAUAGUCUUGCUUACAAGCAAGCCACUGACAACUGGUGUCAGAAAAACUCAACACCAUGGGGUUUCCUCUUUGAAAAUGGAAACAAAUUAUGUUCAUUGCUGCUUAUCUUCAUGACUUGAAGUAUGUUAAGGUUAUGUGAAAUGGGCAAUUUCAAUUUCCAAAUCCUUACUUAGAUUUUUUUUUAUUAUUUAGUAAAAAAUCUGGUUCAUUUGUUAGAUAGAAAAGGAAACCUAGCAUUUUAGGAGCCCUUUGUAGGGUAUAACAAUUGACAAGCAACAUUAAAUGUCACAGCACUUAGUUAAAACCGCCAUAAAAUCUAAAUACAAGUUUGGGGGGCUGUAUUUACUUUUGAGUGUGCAUAGCAGAGCAAUUAUCCUUUUGAGCCAUCUGGGUAAGAGUUCAGCACUAGCAAAUGUUGCAUUUAAUGCCACUUUUAUACACAACAGAUCAGAGUUAUUUUCUCUGUAUAUGGCAUUAUGGAGCUUCAGUAUGAGCGAUGCACACUUGAUUGGUGCAUAUAUUCACAACUGUUUUCAUUCAUUACAGUGUAUUGCGUUAGAAUGGAGAAUUAUCUUUUUCUGAUACAUCAUUUAAUCGCCACUUUUUGUUGCUUAGGGGGGAAAGUGGCAUAUUGCCAUUAAUACUUUUUUUUUUUUUUUACAAUUGGAAACUUUAAACAGCGGUUUGGCUGUUAGCCAGUGACUGCAUGCUUGAAAGUUCAGCAUAAAGACUGCUGUUGGCUGGCAACAUGGCAUGAAUUUAAGGCUACCUCAUUAUUGUGAGAUCCACUUCUAUGUUCUGUAGAAUGGCUUCCUACAUGGGCAGUCCAAAUUGGAGCAAUUGAAGUGGAGGCAAGAUUAUAGCAUUUUUAAAGCAAUCUUCAGUGUGGAUCACUUCCCUAGGAGUAUAAUAGGCAAAAGAGAUAACUUAUUUGGGUGUCUUAAGCAAGCAGCUGGAGCCUGGCCAUGAUUUAGAGUGAAAAGGUGCAUGGAAAAACCUCCUGGAAUUAGAUGGUUAAAUGGAAAAGCUAGAGGCUACCACAAAAGUGUAUUCAGGAACUAUACUUGGGGGCACUUGAUAAAAUUUGAAUAUGAAUUAGAAGUGAAGAAAUCAAUGUAAAAAUAAGAUGUAUAGUAACUUACCCUGGCUACCAUUUAAUUUGUGUAGAUAAGAAUAGAUACUCCAGAUGUGUCAUGGAAUGUAAACAUUUCCAGUUGUAUUUGACCAAACUGCAAUACUUUAGAAAAACGGGGGGGGGGGUGGAAUUGUGCAGAUGUAAUUUGGUGGAAUUUGAUGUAUAUCAUUGGCUUCCCCUCCCUCCUGCAACUAGUGGGCUUGCUGCUAGUAAUAUGCAGUAAAGUGAGAAAAUACACAUACAAACAGAACAGUUAACUUUCAUGUUCUUGUUUGAGUUGCCUUUUUGAAAAAGCGAAAUUGUGUGAAUUGAUUUUCCUCCUGGGUUUUUACCUUUUUUUACCAGUUCAGUUGAAUAACUCCAAACUGUAUUUUACGUUUUAAAACCCCUGGGCUAUUCAUUGUGCAUCUAUAUAUAGAUGUUAAUUCAUUUCAAAAGUUUUGUGCCAGUGAAGGGUGAUUGGUGCUUUCAGACUUUCCCUAGAAUAUUCAGGAAAAGCCUUGUAGUUCUAUAAAUUAUCUGUUAAUGUAGGGAGAGGACAACUCUGUUGUAAACACUUGUACUGAAUAACCUCUUCUUUCCUCCUGAAAGCAAGGCUGGUGAACUGCCGAAGACAACAAGGGAUUCCAAGCUCUAAUGGACCUUUGCGAAGAAAAGCUUUGGCUUGUGUGGAAUUUACAUGGGCCUCAUGGAAGAAAGCUUAUCUGUUUAGUAUUUGUGCAUUUUACUAAAAUGGCAGCUUAAAAAAAAGUUGUGUAUCUGCUAUUGUGAUGCCAAUGCCCGUGUUUUAAGUGGAAAAUUGACCUCUUUGCUUUGUGCUGUGUACACAAGAUUUCUGCAAAAGUAAAGGAAAAAAAACCUUUUUAUGGCUCACACAGCUUAAACUAGCUGUCACUCAAAACAUGCGCUCACAGUCGAGCUAAUUUUGUUUCAUUCUAAAUAAAUUGUUUCUUUUGAGGAAA